Cuscuta epithymum is the source of this 1144-nucleotide messenger RNA. The record is from the annotation of a GenBank genome assembly. NCBI's taxonomy places the organism in Eukaryota, Viridiplantae, Streptophyta, Magnoliopsida, Solanales, Convolvulaceae.
CCUCAGGGUAUUAGACAAACCGCGUGGUGUAGAAUACGUCCGGUCUAAGGAGAUGGAAAUGGAGAGAGCAAUGUAGCGUACGACCGUCUGGCUGAGAGAUGAGAUCAGAGAGAUGGAGGAAAUGGGCUUAGGUUAUUCCAGAUCUUGGCACGUGAUUUUCUAAUUGGACUGGAUCAAACACUAUAGCCAAUAACUAUGGCGGUGGUACAUAUAUAAACUGCACAUAAACACCAUCUUUUUCCGGCAGAGGAGGGAGAGAAGGGGUUCAGUGAAGUGCUGCGAUGGCGGAGAAGCCCCAACCUGUUCAGGUUUUGUAUUGUGGAGUUUGUGGUUUACCCCCUGAGUAUUGUGAGUUCGGCGGACCCGACUUCGAGAAAUGCAAACCGUGGUUGAUCCAGAACGCACCCAAUGUCUAUCCAGAUCUUCUUAGAGGAGCUGAUGGAAAAGAAUCAGAUACAGUAGCUGAUCAGUUUCAAGCAACUUCGAUCUCUGAUGCUGGAGCAGGUUCUUCAGCUCCUAAGCAGGAAGAAGUGAAACGCCUUCCAGGUGGAAAGAUAAAAAAGAAAGACAAGCAAGAAGUUGUGAUUGAAAAGAUGACUCGUAAUAAGAGAAAAUGCAUCACUACCAUUAAGGGGCUAGAAUUAUUUGGCAUCAAACUAAGCGAUGCCUCAAAAAAGCUUGGUAAAAAGUUUGCCACAGGAGCCUCUGUAGUUAAGGGCCCAACCGAAAAGGAACAGAUUGAUGUUCAAGGAGACAUAGCGUAUGACAUUGUGGAUUUUAUUACAGAGACCUGGCAAGAUGUUCCUGAGUCUGCAGUUUUCUUUAUUGAAGAUGGGAAAAAAGUUCCGGCUGUAUAAAAUUUUGGAGGCAAUUUCAUGCAAAACCUUAAUAACCUUUGAUUAUGCUAUUGUGGACAUGUAUAUAUGCGAGAUAUUUAAACAAAUUAUCAUAGUUGUGCACCUGUGCUUGAAGGUAUAGAUGGACAUGUGAACAAUGCAACUGCCUUUUGCAUCUAAUUUGACUUGCAUCCUGAUCAUUUUCUAGUUUUUAUCUUGACUGGCAAUUCUUAUAUGUACUCCCAGGAACUCCGGCUUAAAGUUUGUGGCUAGAUUUUAGCAAUCUUUACCUGCUAAGAUGAUGCUUA